UACCAUGUCGUCUGCUAUCUAAACAUCUGUCAAAAUACACCCCAUGUUAUUUUGUCAGGGUUAAACAAGACUUUUAAUAAUUAUUCAAUUUUGUAUUGUGUGUGUGUGGAAUACCUUUUAAUAAUCAUAAAAAUCUGUUACCUAUCAAUAAUUAUUGUUACAAUAAUCUCUGAAAUCAGUUGAAUAUUCUGCCUUAUGCAUAACUGAAUUUGGUAGACAAAUGGUGUUAAUAGGUGUUGAAAAAGCUUAAAUGUUUUAAAACUUGAAACAACUUGCACAGACAUGAUCAUAUUCGUAAUAGCUGCCUUAUAAUAGAACAACACAUAUUUAUAGUAAUUUAAUAGAUUUUGAAAGUUUUUAAAACUUAAUUCAGUAACAUGGAUGUAGCAAAAUCUCUUUUUGGAUCAAGAGCUCAUGAAGGUUAUGCUGGCAAGGAAAAUUACAAUGAUAAAGUAGAGACCGCAGUUUCUGACGAUGAGGAGACCAACCGGACAGAUCUGGAGGGAACGGAAGGAAUGGGUUUGGCAGUGGAAGGAAUGUCCCCCACGCCUGGAGGUCCUUUUUCUGCGUUAACUCCUUCUAUGUGGCCUCAGGAUAUCCUGAGCAAACUGGGGCAGCUGCCUGACGACCCAAACUCUCAGCCUGAUUAUCGGUUUGAUGAAUUCGGCUUUCGUGUUGAAGAAGAAGAUGGUCCUGAACAAAACUCAAAUAAGUUGCUUGGAGUGCCAUUUUUGGAAGAUACGCAACACAGGCUGAAAUGGUUGGCACACCUCGAGUUCAGCCACAACAAAGAGUCAAGUGACCUCUCCUGGGACAACGUUGAACGUCGACUUCCUCGCACGGACAAACUGAGAGCUAUGGUUCGUGAGGGGAUCCCACAUUCUUUGAGGCCCCAACUAUGGAUGAGAUUGUCAGGUGCACUUGAGAAGAAGGAAAAGUCAGAUAUGAAUUAUAAAGAUAUGGUGAAAGCCUCAAACAAUGAUGCUCUGUCGACAUCCAAGCAAAUAGAGAAAGAUCUGCUGCGUACAAUGCCGAGUAAUGCUUGCUUCAGCCACCUGACAAGUACAGGGAUCCCUCGUCUGAGAAGGGUAUUGCGUGCUCUGGCGUGGUUCUAUCCUGACAUUGGAUAUUGCCAAGGCACUGGUGUGAUGGCUGCCUCCCUCCUGCUACUGAUGGAGGAGGAAGAUACAUUUUGGAUGCUCAGCACCAUAGUUGAAGAUAUACUGCCCGCUUCCUAUUAUUCUUCUACACUUAUAGGUAUUCAAGCUGACCAGCGCGUAUUGAGAACUCUGAUCUGCUCGUACCUGCCGGAUGUGGAUCUGACGCUGAAGCAGCAUGACAUAGAGCUGAGCCUAAUCACACUGCACUGGUUCCUCACACUUUUCGCAUCCGUAGUCCACAUGAAGGUGCUUCUCCGAAUAUGGGAUUUGUUUUUCUUUGAUGGGUCAUUGGUCUUAUUCCAGAUAACGUUGGGGAUGUUAAAAAUCAAAGAACCAACAUUGAAAGAUCUAGAAAACUCAGCACAAAUAUUCAAUGCACUCUCAGACAUUCCAGGAGAUAUAGAAGAUGUAGAUCAGCUUUUAGAAGAGCGAGGAGCGUCAACAGGAGCACUGUUGCCACAUCGCACCGCAGCGACCGCUUCUCUGCGCAGUCCUCAAAUGCUACUAGAGUGA
Messenger RNA from Homalodisca vitripennis (glassy-winged sharpshooter), 1673 nucleotides. RefSeq names its product small G protein signaling modulator 3 homolog. NCBI's taxonomy places the organism in Eukaryota, Metazoa, Arthropoda, Insecta, Hemiptera, Cicadellidae. The transcript is spliced from 9 exons. The coding region runs from base 378 to 1673 and encodes 431 amino acids. The record is from RefSeq and is a predicted model, not a curated record.